This is a messenger RNA of Iphiclides podalirius (scarce swallowtail), 1335 nucleotides long. NCBI's taxonomy places the organism in Eukaryota, Metazoa, Arthropoda, Insecta, Lepidoptera, Papilionidae. The record is from the annotation of a GenBank genome assembly.
AUGUUCAGCAAAAUCUUAGCUUUCGGUGCCCUGAUAGCGGCCGCCAACGCUGGCCUCCUCCACGGACAUGGCGCCGCUGUGUCCUCUCAGAGCAUAGUUCGCCACGAUUCUGGAUACGGUGCAGCCCCUAUCGCCUACGCCGCGGCUCCCCUAGCCCACGCCGCGGCACCCCUAGCCCACUCCGUACAAUACGCCGCCCCAGCUGCGCACUAUGCUGCCCCUGCUGCAUACUCCGCAGGCCAUGAUUAUUAUGCUCACCCCAAAUACGACUACUCUUACUCCGUGGCGGACCCUCACACUGGCGACCACAAGUCCCAGCACGAGAUCCGCGAUGGUGACGCAGUGCAUGGAUCAUACACCCUCCUACAGCCCGACGGCUCCGUCCGCACUGUUGACUACAGCGCCAAUGACCACACCGGCGACUCAGCAGAGCUGCAUCGCCUUACGGAAGAAGUGGCAGAGAUCUUAGCUUUCGGUGCUCUUGUAGCGGCCGCCAAUGCUGGCCUCCUCCACGGACAUGGCGCCGCUGUGUCCUCUCAGAGCAUAGUUCGCCACGAUUCUGGAUACGGUGCAGCCCCUAUCGCCUACGCCGCGGCUCCACUAGCCGACGCCGCAGCACCCCUAGCCCACUCCGUACAAUACGCCGCCCCAGCAGCGCACUACGCUGCCCCUGUUGCAUACUCCGCAGGCCAUGAUUAUUAUGCUCAUCCCAAAUACGACUACUCUUACUCCGUGGCGGACCCCCACACCGGGGACCACAAGUCCCAGCACGAGAUCCGCGAUGGUGACGCAGUACAUGGAUCAUACACCCUCCUACAGCCCGAUGGCUCCGUCCGUACUGUCGACUACAGUGCCAACGACCACACUGGGUUCAACGCUGUGAUCGUAGCUUUCGGCGCCUUGUGCGCGGCCGCCAACGCUGGCCUACUCCACGGACAUGGUGCUGCCGUGUCCUCGCAGAGCAUAGUGAGACACGAUUCUGGUUAUGGCGUGGCCCCUAUUGGAUACUCCGUGGCUCCCCUAGCCCACGCAGUGGAAUACGCGCCAGCUGCCCAUUAUGCUGCCCCUACGGCAUAUUACGGCGGACACGACUACUACGCUCACCCGAAAUACGACUACUCGUACUCGGUGGCGGAUCCCCACACCGGCGACCACAAGUCUCAGCACGAGAUCCGCGAUGGUGACGCCGUACACGGAUCUUACACCCUUCUUCAACCCGAUGGCUCCGUCCGCACCGUUGACUACAGUGCCGAUGAUCACACUGGUUUCAACGCCGUGGUACACAACUCUGCACCGGCCGUCCACCCUGCACCGGCUCAUGGCUACAAUCAUUAU